AUGAGGAAACUGCAACUCUUUGGAGGCUCCAAGUACUUCUCUUUAUCACAGAAGGAGGGAAAACCUGUGCAUAAGAACAUUAAUAAUCAAGAAAAGGUAGAAGAUGAAGUCGAGGAUGAAACUGACGAUCAAUUGAGUCUGCUUUCAUUACCUCCCAAGAUUUUACGUCGGAUAUUGAGCCAUUUAGAUUCUGCUUCGCUUAUUGCAUUGACACAUGUCCACUCAAAGCUAUACAAAAUUAUCAGUAAUGAAUUCCUUUUCAGUAAUAUAGUGUUGGACUCAAAGAUAUCGCUACUGAAAUUUAGCGCAAUGAUACAUUCGGAAUUCCAUACAUCCAAUGCGCUGGUUAAUGGUACUCGUGGUAGCACAUCACCCCAGGAAAAUAAGAGUCAAAAUGUGCGGUUUCUAGUCCGUUCAGUGGAGUUUGUAAACCCGCAAUCUCAUGACUCUCUUCUCAAAUACAGUAAGUUUCAUAAAAAGAAUGAUACCGGGUCCUUGAUAGGGGGAUCAUACAACUUCAACACAUCUAGUGAGAUACCGAUAAGUAAACUGCCGACAUCGCCGAAGGCGGAAGAUAGGCCAAAGAGUAGCUCAUUAGCACAAACAAGUUUUGGAGGUAAAUUAGAUACACACGAAAACACAAGAUCAUCCAGUAGGACAAGAAGUACAAAUCACUAUAAAUGCUAUAAACUGAUGGAGAAAUUCGAACAUAAGUUCUCCGGCUACACAUACAUUGAGUUAAUGCUUGAUAUCAUAGAUUAUUUACCCAACGUGACGCAUGUAAAAUUGAGUAAUGUUGAUCCUAGUUUUAAAGUUCCGUUGUGGUAUUCUGUAUUUAACGAUGGAUCUAGAGAUUUCUUCAAGAAGAUUAUAAAGGGUCAACAAUCCAUUACUAAUGAUGAUUUGAGAACAUUUGAGCUAUCGAAGGAAUUUGUUAGGGAGUAUGAAAAGAAAUUUUAUCAUUUACCAUUGUUGAAAUCUUUGGAAAUAUCAGCUGCAAUUGAUAAGAAACAGACUAAACCAGUUGUGUUUCGUCCCAAUCUCAUUUGUUGUUUCGGAGUAAUACAAGAAUUGACACUGGAAAAUAUUACCCUUGACAAGGAAUCCUUCGAGACACCUAUGGAAUUUGUCCCAUUACAUCUUCGUCUAGAAGAAACCAACGAUUUGCACGUCAACGGCAAGCCUACAUCAUUGGAGUUAUACAAUCUUCAUUCGCCCGUAUCGUCAUUGACAUUACGAGCAUGCACUAUAAUCCAAGGAAAUGGUAUCUUAAGGUUAAUACACAAUUAUUUCAAAGAUGUAAAAAAUUUACAGUUACUUGAGCUCUCAAGCAAGUAUGACUUAUUCCUUUGUAAUUGUUUCAGCUCACUUUCAAAUUUAACUAUCGAUUGCAACAGCGCUUGCUUCACCAAUGAAAUGACAGUUAAUGACGAUUACUACUUGAAAGAAAUAACACUGUCUAAUGAAGAUGAAACGAACUGUGAUGACAAUAUUUCUGUAACGGAAACUCUUCUAGAAUCAUCCUCUAGGGUCGUCAUUCAAGCCCCUCCACCAACAUCUGCUGUAGUAGUCUCAUUGAAUUUGGACUAUAUCUCAAAGACUAGUGGAAGUAAUGCACAAGAAAACCCCUUACCAUCAGAUAGCAAGAAACCAGCAUUGAUUACAAAAUCUCAGGGUGAUUACUUCAGACAGCUUAGAAUCCCUACAUUCCAUUACUUUUAUCACUAUUAUAAAUCGAUAUGGGAAAGAAUACCGCAUAAAAAUGUAAAUAUUAAUAUUAUUAAUAUUCCUUUUACAAACGUUUACCCAAUGUCUCCGAAAGGAUUAGCGGAAAGUAUGAUAGUUUCUAGUGACGCCAACGACCAAGAAACGUUAAUUGCAUACCGACCAUCCGGCUACAGUGCUCAUGAUGUUCCCACAUCUUCGAUAAUACAUGUUUCAGAAGAAGCUAGAGAAUUUAAUAGUACACAAUAUUACUGGGAGAACGGUGUUAGAAGGUGCUAUUUGGACGCCAUACAAGAAUUGAGAGAGUCUUCAUCAUAUUAUCAAUCAAUGACACAGCAUGAGAUUUUGGAUAUGAUAGAUUACGAGGCUAUUAAUGGUUAUCAAAAUUUCAAGUUCUAUAAAGACAUUCCAAAUGUAAAUCUUUGGUGCUUUUUGAAAUCAUUAUCAAAGUUCAAAUCUGUCAAAAUCAACCUAUUACGAACGUGGUUGUACUGUACGCCGAGAUCAAGGUAUGAUUGGGAGUUGCUUCUAAAACCAGUACUGAAUGUCAAUGUUCCAGUUAUAGUUACUGAUAGAGAUGGCUACGUUGUUUAUUCUUAUGGCCAGCAUAAAAUGCAUUAA
Nakaseomyces glabratus is the source of this 2346-nucleotide messenger RNA. It is a transcript of the gene SKP2, whose product is annotated as putative SCF ubiquitin ligase complex subunit SKP2. NCBI's taxonomy places the organism in Eukaryota, Fungi, Ascomycota, Saccharomycetes, Saccharomycetales, Saccharomycetaceae. Gene Ontology annotation, molecular function: protein binding. The record is from RefSeq and is a predicted model, not a curated record.